Messenger RNA from Spinacia oleracea (spinach), 1972 nucleotides. RefSeq lists its product as uncharacterized. The transcript has 8 exons. NCBI's taxonomy places the organism in Eukaryota, Viridiplantae, Streptophyta, Magnoliopsida, Caryophyllales, Amaranthaceae. Bases 272 to 1972 code for a protein of 566 amino acids. The record is from RefSeq and is a predicted model, not a curated record.
UUUUGAUUUUUUUGGCUGUUUUUCAAUUAUUUCUUUUAUUUGCAGUUAAUUGUGAAGAUGGGUAGAUACGCAUAUGGUUGAAGAGAGGGGCGAUGAUCGUACUGCCAGCAUAAUCUAUCAUCGUGCUUGUUCGAAUUUCAACAAUUGCAUAAGAUGACUUGAGAUCCCCGAGUCAGAAAUUUUCAGAAGCUUUCGGUGAUUUGUGUCUUUUCAGAAGUUCUCAGAAUCGGAAAAUAAAGCACGUAUUUACUUUUGGAACAACAUAGGUACGAUGAAUGAAAACCAAAUUGUUGUUAGGCAUGAAUCAGAAGGUGGCAAGACUCCCACAACGCGUGACGAAUCACAAGAUGUUAGUACGAUUACAAAGACCAUUAAAGGCCGUGGUCCGUCAAAAGGUGUUAAAGUCGCUAAGCCUAUGUUCCUUGAGUAUAAUGUAUAUAAUGUCCCCGAUGGACAAUGGUCUCAUGAAUACGGGAAGCAAGUUGGGAGUUGUGCUACUAGAAUUAAUAUUAACGUCCCAUUAUAUCCAAAGGUAGAUGAGCAAAUCAAGAAGGGGUUUUGGGAGGAGACUAAGCUUAUGUUCCACAUUACUGAUGAUUCUAAUCAUUCGAGGGAGAAAUAUUUUCAUUCUUGUGUGGCGAAACGAUUUAGUUGUUUCAAGAGCAAGUUGGUGCGCCGAUGGAUAACUAUGAAGGAAAAGAAGCCAAAAAAUCAAACAAACAAGAUGCCUUGGGAUGUCUACAACCAUAUCACAGAGGAUGAUUGGAAGACUUUUGUUAAACAUUAUUUCCUGCCAGAGUCAUUGCUUCGUAGUGAAAAGGCGAGGAAAAGUGCAUCAUGCAACAAGAACCCACAUCGCACCGGCCAAAAGGGUUAUAAUAGAAAGCGACUAGAUUGGAUAAAGGAUGGACGACUUCCACCAGAUGCAGCUUUACCUAUCUCGAGUAGCUCCUCGGUGAACUCAUCAGUGACCUCAAAUGUUAAUAGAGUUAGAAAAUACAGAUCAAAGGAGUGGAUUUUGGCCCAUCAAGUACAAAAUAAAGAGGGAAAGUGGGAAAUUGACCCGAACGAUACAGAAGUUGUUGAAAUCGCAACAAAAGCUUUAGAGUACAUCGCAGAAGAGGAAAAAGGAAAUCUUUCUUUCGAACAGGGUGAGGAUGCCCUCACUAAAGCUAUAGGGAAAAAAGAUCAUCGUGGGCGUGUCAAGGGAACAGGUGGCAUGGUUGGUAUCAAAAAGGCUUUCGGUCCGUGUAUUCGACAUAGUAGAAGUGACCAUGGUGAAGCUUCAUCAGAAAAUUACGAAUCAAUCAGAGCUUCUGUGAAAAAGGAGUUUGAAGGUGAAUUAGAGAAAAGGGUAGAGAAGAGGGUGGCAGAGGCCCUCCAAAAGCAACUAAGCACCUUGUUAAAAACAGGACAACUAAGCUCCAUUUCUACCCCGAUACCUGAUGACCUCCACUUAAAUGAUUCUGCCAGAGUUGACCUUGAUGUUAGUGCUACAAGAACCACUCGUCACAUCUUAGUGCCGCAACCACGCGAGCUAAAGGAAAGGACUCCAUGUCGUCUUGCCCUUGAGGAGAAAGUUUCAGGCAACAACAUUGUCGUGGCGGAUGGUAUGGUACAACCCUCAGAUGGUGCAUUGCCCCAACAUUUUACAUCGAUGAAGCCUGGUCACUAUAAAGUCCAAGUUGAUUUUGUUUACGACGGACAUGUUGAUGAUAUUCUUCCGGUACCUACGGGAGAUGGUUUCACUAACUUAGGCGGUGCUCUGGGUAGUUUUGUGCAAUGGCCCAUACACUUAGUGAUUUUCGAAGACGGCGAGGAUUGUAUUUCACCUCCUAAAAAGAAGUCCAAGUCUAAUGUUUCUAAAGAGAGGGAUGGUAGCUCCAAGAAAAAGACAACGGUGUUAGCGGCCCAAAAGAAGACAACAGACUUACCAUCCAAGGUAAACCCUCUAAAACUCAUUCGAACCUAA